AUGUCUUGUUGUUUGUCUUUUUUAUUUAUUUGUUACAAAGAGAGAGAAAGAGAUAUAUUAAUCGUGAUGGUAGGAGGAUUACCAUCAUCAAAGUUAUGGGAGAUUGAAUAUAACGAAUUAAUAUUUAAAGAGGUGAUUGGUAAAGGCAACUUUGGGUGUGUCUAUAGAGGUCUGUAUCUAUCGACAGAGGUUGCAAUAAAACAAAUUGAACCUACACUGUUUGAAGAUCCAGACUAUGCAAAGUAUAUUGAAAGAGAAGUUAAAGCUCUUAGGUAUAUCAGACACAAUGGUAUCGUCUAUUUCUAUGGAGCGUGUCAUCAUAGUACUGGCUUUUAUCUAGUGACAGAGUUUGUAGAUGGUAUGGAUCUACGUCGCUACAUUAAAACCUUUGUUUCAUCUCCUCCAAGUUGGUCAACUCGUAUCUCUUUGAUGUUGGAUCUAGCAAAAACUUGUUACUUUCUUCACUCUAAGGGUAUUCUUCAUCGUGACCUAAAAUCAAAGAAUAUACUUUUAUAUUUACAACCUGAUUGUAAAAUUCAACAACAUCAAAAUAAUUAUCAACAACAAAAUAAUAUUAGUCAAAGUAAUAAUCAAAAUAAUAGUAAUAAUCAAAAUAUAAAUUAUAGUAUAAAAUCAAGUAAAUUAUGUGACCUUGGAUUUGUUAGAAUUGGUUCACAAUAUAGUAAUGGAGAAGAUAGUAGUAGUAGUGAAGAAGAAGAAGAUGAUGAUGAUGAAGAUGAAGAAGAGGAUAAUGAUACUAAAUCAUCGGUUUAUAAAUUUAAUGGUAAUGGAAAGAUGGCAAAGAAUAGACUUAGAAGGAUGAGUAUUUGUGGUACACCUUCAUUUAUGCCACCAGAAAUAUUACUACAGAAACGGUAUGAUUGGACAGCCGAUGUAUUUAGUUUUGGUGUUGUGUUGGCAGAGAUUGUUACACGUCGUCGACCUGGUAAAGAUCUUUGGGUUCGAUCAUCAGAGAAUGGAUUUGAUAUUAGUAAAGAGGAAUUGGUCACUGGUCAAGAUUUUGAUUGUCCACCAUCUCUCUUUGAUCUAUGUCUCAAAUGUUGUAGUUAUCGAUCGAUAGAUAGACCAAAAUUCUCAGAUAUUGUUUUCAUUUUGGAAAAUUUAUUACAACAACAAAUUGAUCAAGAAGAACUACAACCAAACUCGAAUAAUGUUAAUAAUUUGAUUGGUCAAAAUCAAAUCAUUAUCGAACCAAUUUGUUAUUUUAAACAAUCUUUAAAAUCAAAUUAUAGAAAAAGUAUUAGAUUACGUUCUGAAUCUAUUUCUAAUCAUUCCCCUAUUCAACAACAACAAGAGGGUAUAUUAAAAAUAUCAAAAACAAAAUAUUUAAAUGGUUGGAAAGAUUUUGGUUUGGAUAUUUCAAAAUUGGAUCAAAUUUGGAUUAUUUAUUAUUUAAAUGAAAAGAUUGAAAUGACAAUUGGAAAAAUUAAAUCAACAAGUGGUAAAAAUAGUCUAACUAUAAGUUAUAUGGAUAAUAAUUUAAUUGAUAAUGUAUCAAUUAUAAAUGUUAAAUCAUACAAGGAACAAUUUCCUCAUACCAUUGACACUACAUAUAUCCAUUCCCAUUCAUCUUUUACUAUUUCAAAGACAUUUGGAAAUAUGACAAUUUCAACAGUUGAUAAAAUAUUGUGGCAUAAAAAUGUUGAUCUUUUAAUUCAAAUACAAUCAAAUAUUAGAAAAUGGAUUGUACAAUCUAAAUAUCAACAACUUUUAAAAAAUUGGAAACAAGAUAAUAACAAUAACAAUAACAUUGUCCAACAAACUAGUUCUACGAUUAAAGAAUGGAUGACAACAAUUGAUCAAUUUAUACAAUCUGAAAAAGAUUACAAGGAAAGAUUAGAUUUUAUUGUUAAAGGUUAUUUGGUACCUUUACAAUCAAAAUUUAGAAUUAACAAACCUUUAUUAAAUUAUAAGGAAAUUACUGCAAUCUUUUCAAAUAUUGAAACUAUUAUUGAAAUUUCAAAUAACCUAUUAUCAACUUUUCAACCAAUCAAUCAAGAAUUGAAAAAUACCACCACCUAUCAACAACAACAAUCAUCUCCAUCUACUUCACAAUCACUUUCAACUAUAGAUUUUAUUUUUAAUAAUAAUAAUAGAAAUUUUCAAUUUUUAAAUUAUUUUAUUCAACAUUUUGAAAAUAUCAAAUCAAUUUAUGGAAAAUAUACCUAUAAUUUUAAAUUUGCAAUGAAUAUAUUGGUUUGGUGUAGAGGAAAUCCAGAUUUUUCACGUUUCCUCGCUCAAUCAAAUACUCUUGGUGGUGAUGAAGAAUUUGAUUUGGCUGCAUUGUUGGCGUUGCCAGUGAAUCGUAUCCAAACUUAUAAUCUUCAUCUAUUGACUCUUACUCGUUUGGUUCCUGUCAAACAUCCAGAUUACAAGGAUAUCAUGGCUGCUCAUACCCUCAUUACAAACCUAAGUAGUUUUCUUCAAAGUCAAUUGGAAAUGUCUUUAAAUUAUAGUUCAAUCAUGUCUACUGAAAUUAUGUUACAAAGUAGUAGUAAUAGUAAAAAAGAACAAAUUACAUUAUUGGCAAGUGGUAGAUCUAUUAUUCGUCAAGGUCUCGUAGAACAAUCUAGAUAUAAUAAUAAUAAUGUAAAUGGAUCAUCAUCAUCAUUAUCUGCUUCUCCUUCUCCUUCACUUUAUAAUAGUUCUGGUAAUGUCGGAGGAGGAAAGAAAAAAUAUCAAUUAAUUUUAAUGACAGAUUUAAUUAUUUUGGCAAAACCAAUUCUUUCAAAGUGUAGUAAUAGUAAUAGUAAACCAUCAUCUUUAUCCUCUUCUUCAACCUCGAAUACAAAAUAUUAUUUAAAAGAAAAGAUGGUAUUAAAUUUAAGAAUAGAUCAAGUUAAUUUGAAAUUAUCUGGUGAUCAUCCUUGUGGUAUUAUUUUAACUUUUGGUGUCAAUGGUUCUAAAUCUUAUAGAUUCCUUGCACCUACAGAUGAUGAUGCUUAUCAUUGGGCAUCUGAUUUUGUUCGUACUAUUCAUUCAACUAAUCCAAUCUCAAUUGAUGAAAGUAAUAAUAGUAAUAAUAAUAAUAGUAAUAAUAGUGGUAUAAUAGAUCAACAACUAGAAAAGAGUCCAUCAUUUAUUCAAAGAUUUAGACCAAGAUCAACAUCUAUUCAAAGUACUCCUGAUAAAAGGUCUACUGUUGGUACUGAUCCAUCUGGAAUAUUUAAAGUUCCCGAUACUCCUCCUUCUUCACUAUCAUCAUCUUUCAACACUCCUGGAAGUGAAAAGAAAAAAUUCUCUACUCUUGUUAAAAGUAAAUGGAAAAGAAUAAAGUCUAGAGGAAUACAAGACGAUGACUUGAUUUAA
Messenger RNA from Cavenderia fasciculata, 3330 nucleotides. It is a transcript of the gene kxcA, whose product is annotated as LISK family protein kinase. Gene Ontology annotation, molecular function: protein kinase activity; ATP binding; guanyl-nucleotide exchange factor activity. The record is from RefSeq and is a predicted model, not a curated record. Bases 1 to 3330 code for a protein of 1109 amino acids. Lineage: Eukaryota; Evosea; Eumycetozoa; Acytosteliales; Cavenderiaceae. Gene Ontology annotation, biological process: protein phosphorylation. The transcript has 3 exons.